This is a messenger RNA of Toxoplasma gondii ME49, 6151 nucleotides long. RefSeq lists its product as hypothetical. The record is from RefSeq and is a predicted model, not a curated record. Gene Ontology annotation, cellular component: intracellular membrane-bounded organelle; membrane. The coding region runs from base 1921 to 4059 and encodes 712 amino acids. Gene Ontology annotation, molecular function: heme binding. Lineage: Eukaryota; Apicomplexa; Conoidasida; Eucoccidiorida; Sarcocystidae. The transcript has a single exon.
GUGGCCUGCUAAGCCAUUGGGUUCUGCCCGCGCAGGUUCGAAUCCUGCCGUUGUCGUGCUUUCCUCUCCAAGUUCACUGUCAAUUCUUUUCUGCUCUGCAUCUGUUGUUGGAUAAACCACCAUUUUAGUUAAAUACGGUGAUUUCUGCUCUCGAAAUGUGUUCGUACAAUACCUUAAUUCUUAGGAGUCACACUGAGCAAUCUAGUCACCGUUGCGCUAUACUCUGUACAAGUCUCUGAGUUCCAAUGCACCAAUCAGUGCCACGGCUACACGGCUACGACUCUGUUCUUGAUGAUUAUGAGAGUAUACUCCCCAGUAACUUACAUAAAUCAGUGACGCGGCAACGAAUACGGAAAACGUAGAGUUUGUUACAUUCAUACUUGUGAACGAUUCCUCUGUAUUAGUGGAGUUGGUGUCUAUCUGCUGUGUCUGCUCUCGACUCCAAAGCCAUACGAAAACAUCAGCUGGUAUUCAAUUUAGUGCUCUUUCCUUUCUUUGCUUGUUUCUUUAUGAAGAAAAUCUGUGGAGGACGUGAGCUAGCCAAGCCUGCGGUUGCCUUCCGUAGUCGGAAGCAAGAAACACACUUUACAGCUGCAGUGAUGUCUCCGUUGUACGUGGACGGGAAGUCGAUGAUGAGGCAGAAUCUGUGUGUAAUGGGAACGCUCUAGUCAAUACAUGUGGCCUCUUAAAUUCCUGGAUGCUGAGGUUGGCCCGUUUCUGUUUCGAAAGCAACCCCGGUUUCUUGUGCACGCCUGCCGCGUCUUGCUUAGGGAAUUCCCGCUGCUGCCGAUUGGGUAGACGUAUCCCUGCAAGUUGAGAUUACCCGUCCAUAAUUGAAUAGCAUCACGACGUUCGUUUUCUACGAGAAAAGAAAUAGUUUACGGUGUCGCAAGUUUUCUUAUGUCUGGGCAAAUGACGUCUCUCAGCUGCAAGGUCUCCCCGCAUGGUACACCAGUGCAUGCUAAAUGUCUUCGCUGUGGGAUACCUUUCUCUCGAGCGAGAGAACUGUUUUCUUAUGCCGGGCACCGGCCUGGAACAGUGGCCAGAUCUAAUGAGAAAAAUGUGUUUCAGUAUCCGGCAUUUUCCGCCGAUGCCUGGCUUGCGAAGCGAGUGGUAAUCUGAUUGGCCGACAUGCGCUUUGCAUCACGCUUUACUUGCCUGUGUAGAUCGCACAUUUUCUCUGGUAAACCUUGUACAGAAAUCUGUAUUUGCCUGGUUUCGGUCGCAUCAGAGUCCAUGCUUGCGUUUGGUGAUGUGUAUGUACACUUCAGCUUUCGACUUGUUAUUCUUCGUUUGGAAAUCAGCGGUCUUCACGUCUUCGCGGAUAAUAGUCGCAAGAGGCCGCGCUGAUCUCCGGCAGCAACCGGCUUUUUUUAUUACUGUAGCAAUAGCGCGUUUGCGCAGCAACGUUGUUGUCCGUCGAGUCGACCUGGUGGCUGUCGCUUUCUCUUUGUUGGCUGUCUUCUUGUCGAAAGCUUCAUUCCCGCAUACCUGGUUCGGCGAUUUCCAAGACCGCGCCUGCGUUGAUGUGAGACGCAGCGCUUUGGUUUUCCUUUUUCUUUCCGCUUUGUUGAUUUUUUGGCCCACACAUGGAGAGUAUGCGCGGGAGCGAACCGGCGUCUUUCCAAUAAUUCCUGCAAAGGCCGGUUGAUCGUGUGCCCGGUGUCGCCUCCGCUUGUCCGACCUUCUCCCGCUGCUACGCCUUUUCGCUUAGAAGUGGAGCCCCAGUCCGUCAUCGACUUUUAAAGAGUCUCUUGUUUUCUCUCGACUGUCCAUCUGGGGGGCAAUGCCUUCGUCUGGCGAUGAGGGGUGCGCCUCCUCACCCGCCUCCGGCUCGUUCUGUGCCCGUCUCCCUGUCGCCCUCAGAUCCCGUUGUCUAGGGAAAGCAGCGGCGCUGAGCGGGUGUUUGUUUAGGGCGCCAUGCCUGCGAGCACCGCCAGAACAUCCCUCGACCGUCGCGUAUCCGGUGAUGUCCCUUGUUUCCCCAGAUCUGCAAAGUCACCUGCGUUUAGAAUGGUCGAUUCCUGCGCUUCUGCUCGGCUCGGAGAUCAAGAUGCGGCAGAGACAAACUCCCGGAGAUCCGGGAUCGCCGAGUCAGCUUCCGAGGCGCAGGAAGGAACCGACAACCCGGAUCCGGAGGCCAGUUCACUGAACGCUCCCGCCGCCGUCUCUGACGGUGACAAUGGGAACCGGGAGGCGCGUCGCCGGGCACGAGGUCUCGGGCGGAACGAAUUCCCAGCGCAAGAAGCAGAAAGUCGCGCACCAGUGGCCGGGCCUCCGUCUCCCCCGUGUUUCCCCCUGCGGCACUACCCCAGCGCGUACUGGCGGGGUCGUCCGAAUCGACAUUACUUUUCUGCGUCUUCUCGGAUUCUUUUGUGGGGCAGCCGGUCGUGCGCAUCUUGUCCCCUGUUUCUGACGCCUUCUAGUCUCAAGUAUCACUGUAGCAACUGUCCAUUCGGUGCACCAAUCCGAAAGGACUCUUCCUUUCCAAGCUCCUCGGCAGACCACCAGGAGGAACAGGAUCUUGCGGGAGAAAGCAGCUCCUCGGCUCCAGGUGUUGUCUGUGUCGAAGAUGCGGCUCUAGGCGGCGGACCCCGGGAUGUGUGUACGCGAGGUGGACCGCCUGGCGGCAGACUGAAGAUCCCGCUAAGUCCUGACGAUGAACAGAAUCGGCACGACCUCACACCUCGCGUCGAAAAGAGGAAUACAGAGCGCAGAGCGUCGGACGUGAAUGCGGAAGAUUCCUCGCGACCCCCUGCCGCUGGGGAGCCGAUACACGACACACAAGAAGCAUCAAGAACGGCUUCCUCAGCGCCCCGCAAAAACAACGCGGGCAAAACAGUCAGUAAUUUUUCGGUGCAGCGUCACGGAUCACACGGAUCACCGGCUCCGAGUUCAGCUGUAUCGGCAACGCCAGUCGAGUCAUGUGGUGAUUCUGUCGUGAAAGGCAUUGCCGCUGCCGGUCCAGCUGCUUUGCCUUCUGGGGCAGCAGCGUCUUCUGGUUCCUUAUCCGCCGAGAGUCUGCCGGAGUGUACCUCUGAUACAGACCCGGCGGGGCCGUCGUUGAACGGGGGUCCACUUUCUGCUGGCUCUGGCGCUGCUCCGGCGGACCCUGGGCUAGACGGUGGCACCAUGUCUCCUGUCAGUUGUGAUGCCUGUCCUUGCUGUCUAGACGUUUGUGAGAACGAGCAGUGUCCCCAGUGCAACGCUCUCCGCUCGUUGCCAGGCGUUCUGGAUGCGACGCGAGAACCUCACGACCCCACGUAUUCGCUCUCUUCUACGGAUUCUGUGGAAACGAUGUUUUACUCGUCGCUGCCGUCGGCCUCGUUCGACUGCUCUCUAGAGGCGUCUUGUGCGCAGUCGGGCUCCCGGGAUAGUAAUUUCUUUGAGACGUCGAGUGGUCCGUGUACUCCUCCUCGCCCCACAGAUUUCAGGCGCCCGGCGUCGACACCGAUGCUUGGGUGCGGCGUCAUUGGGGGUUCCAGUGACAGCACGAGUUCCACCACGCGCGGCGGGUGGCUUUCCGCGAAGUGUCUAAAAAUUAUCUCUCCGCCUGAGCCGGUGCCCGAGUACACGCUGUGCCAAGUCGCCCGCCAUUGCAGGCGCGGGGGUUGCUGGCUUGUCGCCCAUGACUGCAUCUACGACGCGCUCCCCGUUCUGUCCAUUCACCCUGGAGGCUCCGGGUGUCUGCUGCGGAAGGCGCAGCAAAUGAAGGACUGCAGCCGCGACUACGAUUUCCACUCGCAUCGCGGCAGGCAGCUCUGGGAGAGGCUUCUGGUCGGGCGAGUGAAGUUCUGCUCUGGAUGGGAAAGGCAGCGACAGCGCGUCGCGGCAAAUGUCGAGCGAUCCCCGCCGGAGAAAGACGCCGCGAAGAAUGCGCAGUUCUGCAGCGGGGCCUCUGACUCGUGUGGGGUCCCGCAGACGCUUCCUGAAAUGCUUCGUUCCGCAGCGUCACAGGACAUCUCAGAGAGCCGCCACGCAAGCUGCGAAGGUGAAGCAGGCGAAUUCACUUCUCAACCAGCAGGCAAGACCACGCAGAAAUGGUGCCGUGUGCAGUGAUCGGCGCUUGUUCUAUAAGUUGUGUUGCUGCUCUCAAGCUAGCGACAGUUUGGCGCCUCGGCAUAUUUGGUCGCAUUGGAACCUGCGAGUCUUCUCGCAGAUUCCUCUCCACACGGUGCCCUUCACGGACCAAGUUUAAGGCGUGACGUCCGUGAGAGUUCGUUUUGUCCGCGCAUCGAGCCUUGGUGGGGAGCGUCGAGGUUCUCAGCCGCGUCCCGGGCGCGGCUAAGCAACGGACGGACCAGGUUUUGUGGUGUUUCCGACUGGUCAGUUCCGGCCGAUAUUUCUGAGGUUCCCCUCUUCUUGGUGAGGAGGCUGGUGAAGUGUGCGCCUGGUAUGGCGGGCUGAACUCCAGACCAUGUUCGACAGAGGGGGCUGAGCGUUCAGGAACUUUGGUGUGCAGUGGCCUCUGGAGGCCAGUGGUGGGAAGCAGCAGAAUCCAGCAAUGGUGGGCAACGGCCCCCGUUUCCCAAGAUUUUCCAACAACGCGACCGAAAAUGUCUGCGAAAUUUGAGAAGGUUUACGGGUAGUGGUGAACUUCAAUGGGACAGCGUGGAGCCUGCGUGGUAGAAAAAACGGUUCUUCCGUCUGCGCUGUGAAUAUUGGCGGCGGGUGUUGUUCUUCGUGGUGUGGAGAACUCCGUAGUUAACAUAACGCAUGGGUCUUUGCAUGCGAUAUUGGUCACAGAGUAUACAGACGUUGAGAGUCGCGAAGGAACUAGACUUAACAGGCCUGCUUGGCUCGACGUCAUUCGCGGCAGAAGACAAUGAGCCAGUAAACAGAUUGUAGUUGCAGUGAUUCUGAGUGUGCCGACACGAUUUCAGCACAGAAACGAUGGCUGUGGACCAUGAAGCGUUCCUGAGCUUGCCAAAAUGUUAUUCGUGACGGUGGGCGCCGCAGCAGUGGAGCGCCUUUCUUUGUGAUCGUGUCUGGAGAUAGCGUCGCUCUUUCUCUGCCCCGUGUAGGAUUUUGUUGCUUCCACUGGCAUGGCGGCGCAUGCAGUCUUCCUUUAUGAAUGAAUCCGACGUAAAGGAAAUGGCAGAAAGAGGCCAGCCUUGUCUGAACAAGGGUAACUCGUAGCAGCUGAACUGGCUGAGUGGGGCUGGGGCUGCAACACCCAGUGUUCUCCCACUAUAGUUUGCAAGGCUGACGACGGAGAAACCGCUGAAGCUAGUUCGAGAAGGAAUCUGCGUGCCGCAUCUGGUCCCAAGGCAGGUUCCAUGCAGACUAAAGGUACAGGUGAUGAAGGAAUGCGGUUUUUUAUCACCUCAAGGGAAGGUCUUCUUUUGGACGUUAGCCUUUGCGACAGAUGGCGCGACCUUGUGAGGAAAGCAACCGGCAAUAGAGAGUACUCAGGAUGGAAGAUGAGGCGGAAAAUGGCAGGAUUGAGGGAAACAGGGAAAGCCGAGAAAAUUACGAAGGAACAGAAGAGAAAAGACCCUGUCCCAGUGGUUGGGAUGGUGGCCACGGCUCGAUUGUCAAGGGCCGUAGUAUUUUCGAUUGUUUCAGCGACUUUGCCCAGAGCAGCCACGAAAAAGAGCACUGGGGAUUUACUAGAAGACACGGAGGUUGAGGAAGAAUAUCUUCUUCGACGGUAUAUAGGGGCUGGCAGCUUCCGUGAUGAGUGGGGUUGAUUUUGCUUGGUAUUUCGAAAGUGUGCCAAGAAGUGCGUGUACGCUUGUGUGCUGUGUGGAUGGGAUCAUCGUUUUUCUAAAUGAAGUUGGAUAAAGCGACUAUCUGCCGUUACAAAAUAUAGUAGCGGCGGACCGCUGGUUGCAGUUCAGUGUUCGAAGCGGUGUUUGUCAUUUCGAUGGCGGUACCGGGUGCGGCAGCAUACCUUGUCAGUAGCAAACAGAGGCUGUACAGUAAUAAUCGUGGCAAAUGGGCAACUGCGGUGUUCGUGCGUGCCAUUCCACGUCGCUGCUUAAGCGAAACAGGCGGUUUCUUUCUAACUGAUCGAAAAUGUGACGUGUCACGAACAAAUCUUUCGCGCAACUCCAGCAGCAGCCGAGGAACGGUUCCAUCAAAGGAGAUUCGUGUCCUCGUGUGGCACUCAUGGCAAUGUUGGAGAAAACGCGUCUGGCCCUUUGCA